CUUCUAACGUCACAUCCUGUCAACGCGCUGGGUUUGGGUAGUCCUCCAUCUUGGCUCUGGCCAGCGAAGGGGUAACCGGACAGUGUCUCGGGAGAGGAGGAGGUGGAGGAGAAGAAGCUGAAGCUGAAGCUGAAGGGGCCAGACCCUUUGCUGAGCCGAUUCAACCAAGCUUGUCUUACAGAUCCGACACCAGCCAAAGGUCUACAGGCAGAGCUGGACUCGCUGUGGUCCAGGAAACACACACCCGGUCUUGCCGGCUGCUAGAGCUAGCCAGGUAUCCUAGCCAGCAAAGAGGAACUGUUGCUCCGAUUCAGGUUGGAUCGAUGUUGGUAAAAAAAAAAAGAAAUUGCUGGAAGAGAAGCCGAACCGAGCCAAACCGGGAAAGAUAACCCUCUGGUCCUGGAACCAGGACUGGAUCCAGUAAUGCCGGGUGAACACCUCAGAUAACCGUGAUCUUAAGCUAAAGCAGUCCGCUAAGUUUGGGCAGGUGUUCCGGAGCGGUCAGACGGCUUCAUGACCGAACCUCCCAUACACUGACCCCUGUAACAUGUCAGCCAGGACCCCCCUGCCCACGGUCAACGAGCGGUACGCCGAAAAUCAUACCUCAGUGGAUGAUGGGCAUAGUGAGGCAGCGUCCCGCUCUGCCCGCUGUAAAACCUCGUCCUCCAGCAGAGACGAGGCGCCACACGUGGGGAACUACCGACUGCUGAAAACCAUUGGAAAAGGAAACUUUGCUAAAGUCAAGCUGGCUCGACAUGUCCUGACUGGGCGAGAGGUGGCGAUCAAAAUCAUUGAUAAGACCCAGCUGAACCCCACCAGCCUGCAGAAGCUCUUCAGAGAAGUCAGAAUAAUGAAGAUCUUAAAUCACCCAAACAUCGUGAAGCUGUUUGAGGUGAUAGAGACGGAGAAGACUCUGUACCUGGUGAUGGAGUACGCCAGUGGAGGUGAAGUGUUUGACUAUCUCGUAGCUCAUGGGAGGAUGAAGGAGAAGGAGGCCAGAAGUAAAUUUAGACAGAUUGUAUCUGCAGUUCAGUACUGCCAUCAGAAGCACAUCGUUCACCGAGAUCUGAAGGUAAAACACAAAAUAAAACCUAAACUCAGGCUUUCAUCUGAUUUUAAAUGCACCAUGAACAUAUAUCAAAAGCUUCUGCUGGAUUCCCCCCCCACCCCCACCCCCCAGGCAGAAAACCUCCUUCUGGAUGCUGACAUGAAUAUUAAAAUAGCAGAUUUUGGGUUCAGUAAUGAGUUCACUGUUGGUGGGAAACUGGACACUUUCUGUGGUUCUCCUCCAUACGCUGCUCCUGAACUCUUCCAGGGUAAGAAGUAUGAUGGUCCAGAGGUGGAUGUCUGGAGUCUGGGUGUGAUCCUCUACACUCUCGUCAGUGGAUCUUUGCCGUUUGAUGGACAGAACCUCAAGGAACUGAGAGAGCGAGUACUGCGUGGUAAAUAUCGCAUCCCCUUCUACAUGUCAACUGACUGUGAGAACCUGCUGAAGCGUGUCCUGGUGCUGAACCCGGGGAAACGAGGAACUCUGGAGCAAAUCAUGAAGGAUCGCUGGAUCAACACCAGCUUUGAAGAGGAGCUGAAGCCCUUCAUCCAGCCGGAGCUGGACAUCAGGGAGCAGAAGAGGAUCGACCUGAUGGUGGGAAUGGGCUACUCCAGGGAGGAGAUUAAUGAGUCGCUCAUCAAGAUGAAGUACGACGACAUCACAGCCACCUACCUGCUGCUGGGACACAAGCCGACUGAGGUGGAGGUGACCAAGCCGUCAUCCUCGCUGCUCAAGCCUCGCCUGUGCAGCAGUAGCCAGUCUCCUGCUCACCUCCUCGCCCAGCGCUCCACCUCCUCCGCCUCCAAACACAGGAGGUACAGUGACCAAGUGUGCACGGUGUCCUCGGCUGCUCCUCAGCCUAGGAGGAGUCAGACGGCAGCGCCACCAGAGGGGGAGGUACAGCAAGAGGCCAGAGGCCACAGCAAAAAGUGCAGUCCUGUGGAAGGGGGCAGUCCUCAGCUGGGGAAUGCCAACAACCCCGACAUGGCCGACAUCCCUGAGCAGAGGAAGAUGUCGGCCACAACCACUGGAGGGUCGUCCAGCAUGACGAGGAGGAACACCUAUGUCUGCACAGAGAGGAGCCCCACAGAUCAACACUCUGUGGUCCACAACGGGAAAGAGAACAGCUCAGCAAACACCCCCACUCAGAGGUCGGGGGGCGGAGCCUCCACCCACAGUGUGAGCAGUGGAGCGACGCCUCCGGACCAGCUACGUUUCCCUCGGGGGACGGCGAGUCGCAGCACCUUCCAUGGAGGUCAGCUCAGAGAGAGACGCACUGCCACCUACAAUGGCCCCCCCGCUUCCCCCACCCUGUCACAUGAUGCCUCGCCUCUCGUCCAGUCACGAGCCAAAGGAUCCACCAACCUGUUCUCUAAAAUCACCUCCAGACUCUCACGCAGAGGUGUGUCAGAGGUCGAGAAGAACGGGAGACCUGAGGAAUUCAGUCAUACUGUGCCAUCUGAUCAGAAGGAGGAGGCUGGUUCCCCUGCUGCUCUUCACUUGAAGGAGUCAAAGCCUCGCUCCCUGAGGUUCACCUGGAGUAUGAAGACUACGUCAUCCAUGGAGCCUCUGGACAUGAUGAGGGAAAUCAGGAAAGUCCUGGAUGCCAACAACUGUGACUAUGAGCAACGUGAGUGCUUCCUGCUGCUCUGCGUCCACGGAGAUGGACACGCUGACAGCCUCGUCCAAUGGGAGAUGGAGGUGUGCAAACUGCCCCGCCUCUCGCUCAAUGGGGUCCGAUUCAAACGCAUUUCAGGAACAUCCAUCGCCUUCAAGGACAUCGCCUCCAAGAUCGCCAACGAACUCAAACUGUAGAGGUGCAGAGAGAGAGAGACAGGAUUUUUCUCACCUGCUCCCAGAACAGCAGCCUUCACAUCUCACUUCUAAUUGAAUAAACUUGGCUGACUGCUGCAAAGGAUCAUG
Monopterus albus (swamp eel) is the source of this 2971-nucleotide messenger RNA. Its product is annotated as MAP/microtubule affinity-regulating kinase 3-like. Bases 548 to 2863 code for a protein of 771 amino acids. The transcript has 18 exons. Gene Ontology annotation, molecular function: ATP binding; tau-protein kinase activity. Gene Ontology annotation, cellular component: cytoplasm; plasma membrane. Gene Ontology annotation, biological process: microtubule cytoskeleton organization; intracellular signal transduction; protein phosphorylation. The record is from RefSeq and is a predicted model, not a curated record. Lineage: Eukaryota; Metazoa; Chordata; Actinopteri; Synbranchiformes; Synbranchidae.